Molossus molossus (Pallas's mastiff bat) is the source of this 2122-nucleotide messenger RNA. Its product is annotated as guanylate-binding protein 6-like. Gene Ontology annotation, molecular function: GTP binding; GTPase activity. The coding region runs from base 131 to 2011 and encodes 626 amino acids. Gene Ontology annotation, biological process: defense response to protozoan; defense response to Gram-positive bacterium. NCBI's taxonomy places the organism in Eukaryota, Metazoa, Chordata, Mammalia, Chiroptera, Molossidae. The transcript is spliced from 11 exons. The record is from RefSeq and is a predicted model, not a curated record.
AUCCGCUGAAUUUUCCAACCUCUAAAGAGGAGUCAGCACCGGGAGGAGACAGACGCCGGAGGAGCGCGCCAGGGAAGGAGAGGACAGCUGAGAACUUGCUCCCUGUCUGCCGCACCCACAGCACGUUGCCAUGGCAUCUGAACCCAUCAUGUCGGCCCCCAUGUGUUUGGUGGAAAACAAGAACCAGCAGAUGUCGGUGAAUCAGAGAGCCUUAAAGAUUCUUUACAAGAUUUCUCAACCAGUGGUGGUGGUGGCUAUCGUUGGGGUGUAUCGUACAGGAAAAUCUUACCUGAUGAACUGUCUUGCAGGAGAAAAGCUUGGUUUCCCUCUGGGCUCUACAGUGCAGUCUGAAACCAAAGGUAUCUGGAUGUGGUGUGUGCCUCACCCCUCCAAACAUGACCACACCCUGGUCCUUCUGGACACUGAGGGCCUGGGUGACGUAGAAAAGGGUGAUUCUAAGAACGACUCAUGGAUCUUUGCCCUGUCUGUGCUUCUGAGUAGCACAUUAGUCUACAACAGCAUGAGCACUAUCAACAAUGAUGCCUUGGAGAAACUCCAUUAUGUGACAGAGCUGACAGAGUUCAUCAGGGCAAAGUCCUCCCCUACACGCAGUGAAGAAGAUUCCUCAGAGUUUGUGAGUUUCUUUCCGGACUUUAUCUGGGCUGUACGGGAUUUCACCCUGGAGCUGAAGUUAAAUGGUCACCCUAUCACAGAAGAUGAAUACCUGGAGAAUUCCUUGAAACUGAUUCCAGGUUUAAAUCCUAGAGCUAAAAAUUCCAACAUACCCAGGGAGUGUAUCAGGAAUUAUUUUCCAAAGCGAAAGUGUUUUGUCUUUGACCGGCCAACAAAAGAGACAGAGCUCCUAGCCAAACUUGAGACUAUUUUGGAAAGCCAACUGGAUCCUAAAUUCCGGGAACAAUCAGAUAAAUUCUGUUAUUAUAUCUUCAACCAUGCAAAGACCAAGCUGCUCAGAGAAGGAGUCAAGGUCACUGGGAAUAGGCUGGGGACUCUGGUGGUGACUUAUGUGGAUACCAUCAACAGCGGAGCUGUGCCUUGUUUGGAGAACGCGGUGACAGCACUGGCUGAGCUUGAGAACUCAGCAGCCGUGCAGAAGGCGGCCGAUCACUACACUGAGCAGAUGGCCCAGCGAGUGAGCUUCCCCACAGACUCGCUCCAGGAGCUGCUGGACCUGCACGCAGCCUGCGAGAGGGAAGCCAUUGCCAUCUUCAUGGAGCGCUCCUUCAAGGAUGACAAGCGGGGGUUUCAGACGAAGCUCAUGGAAAUCAUAAACAAUAAGAAGAAGAGUUUCUUGAUGCAGAAUGAAGAGGCUUCUGAGAAAUAUUGCCAGCAUGUACUUGAUCAGCUUACGAUGCCCCUAAUGGAAAGUUUUUCAGCAGGAAUUUUCUCUGUUUCUGGAGGACACGAGAAAUACAAGAGAGCAAAGGAAAGGAUUGAACGGCGCUACUGGGAAGUACCCAGCAAAGGAGUGAAGGCAAAAGAGAUCUUCCAACACUUCCUGCAGUCACAGGUGUCAAUAGAGAAAUCCAUCCUGCAGACAGAUAAAGCCCUGAGCCAACGUGAGAAGGCCAUAGCAGAGGAGCGGGCAAGGAGGGAGGAAGCUGAGAAGGAACAGGAGUGCCUAAGACAGAAAUACCAGGAGCAGCAGCAGUACAUGGAGGCGCAAAAUAGGAGUCGGCAGGAACACAUGGACCAACUGAAGAAGAAGCUCGAGGGCGAAAGAGAAGAGGCUCUGAGAGAACUGACAAGGGCGCUGGAGCACAAGCUGGAUGCCCAAGAGAAAUUGAUUAAAGAAGGAUUUAGGAAGAAAUCUGAAGAGAUGGAGGCAGAGAUAAAUCGUCUGAGAAAUGCAAUUGAUAAUAAUAAGAAGGAUAAAGGACCCUGGAUAUCACAGGCCCUGGACACACUUGCCAAUGAAGCCACUACAAUUCUCUCUGCUCCUGCUGUAUUAAUUGGUAAAGGUCUGCGUGCCCUGAGCUCACUGUUCAAAUAGGAUUAGCUUUUCGUAAAGGAAAUUAUAGAAUAUGCAUAUAUGCUGUGCCCUAUGUAUGGUGUGUAUGUAUUUUUAGUUUCACUUAAAAAAAGUUUUAAACAAAAAGUGCCU